Messenger RNA from Dentiscutata erythropus, 249 nucleotides. The record is from the annotation of a GenBank genome assembly. NCBI's taxonomy places the organism in Eukaryota, Fungi, Glomeromycota, Glomeromycetes, Diversisporales, Gigasporaceae.
AUGGGCAACUCUGUUCGAACAAGGCAACGAAAAUUAAGAGAAAAUAAAUUAGCAGCGAUAGGAAACUAUGAAAGUGAAAAUGAUUCUGCAGAAAGAUCUAAACAGUGGAAGCAACAACUUCAAGAAACACUGCUUCAAUAUAAUACACCUAAAAUAGAAGCAAGCCUGACAGUAGCAAAAAUUCAUAAUAGAGGUGAGUAUCGUGCUAAUUGUAUACGUACAUGGGCAAAAACAUGCUUAGAAGAAAAG